GAAUUGCACUACCCCUCGUCGUAACGAAUCCCCCGUUCCUAUUAAUCCACCCGUGACUACCCCAACCGAUGCCAAUCCUCAAGAAACAUUAUUAGCACUAAUGAAUCUACUUCAACAAAGUAGUCAAACCGAGAAUACAGAAGGACAACCUUCUUACCUUGGAAUUAGAGAAGAAGAUACUUCUAUUUUUGCCCCUGCAGAAGUAGAAAUAAGAAAACAAAACCCAAUCGAAACCCGCGCUAAGAAGAGGAGAGUAGACGAAGAAAACGCAAUAUUAAUAGGAGGAGAAAAACCAGAAAACAAAGAAAUUACAGAAGGAUUACAACCGACCUUAAUUCAGCAUAACCUACCGGAAGGGAAGAAAGAGGAUGAAUAUUAUAAGAACCUUAAUCCAAACAAUCUAGGAGUAGGAGAAGCUUGGUGGAACUUAAACAGCGACGAUGAUUACGAAGAAGAGAGAGACUACGAUUGGAAUCGAGAAGAAUUUAGUAAUGAGAACGAAGGAGGAAGAGACGAAAGAAGUAUAGAAGAAUUACUCACCCCUAUUGAUAGCUGGCCUGAGGAUUACCAAUCAACCUCAGAAAUUCCACCCGUAAAUCCAUACGAUGAAAUCAUUGACUUCUUCGAUUUCUACUUUGAUGAGAAAGCCGACCCUGUAGUAACCUAUAAUGUUGAGGGUCUCCAGGAAGAUCAGAAAGAUAAAAUUUUACCGAUUCUUAAAGAAAACUCAAAUCUCUUUGCAAGAGAUAUAUCCGAAUUAGGGAGAACUAAUAAAUGCCAACAUCAUAUUAUUACUGGAGACGCCUUACCUAUUAAGCAGCAUCCCUAUCGGCAUUCCCUAUUAGAGAAGAAGGAUAAAGGAAUCCCUGGAACUCUCGGUAUAUCCUCAAGACGAGUUACAUACGAUAACCCUCAGUCUAAUGAUCUCGACGUUGUCAAUCCCCGAAGACUUACAGAGGCCCAAAAAGUCCAUUUAAGAAUGUCGAAGUUCCUCGAAGAUUUACAAAGACGCGAAGUAAUGGGUCUACAGAUGGAAGAAGCAAUAGGGAUCACCCCAGCUGAUCAGAUAGAAUUCCUCUGUAGAAGUCUUGACCACCCCCAAUCGAAUCCUAGUAUCUCAUCCCAAUAUUAUUAUCUAUUGGGAGAGAGAUCAAAUAAUGAAAAUUGGAAACCCAAGAUAUUAGAAGUGUUUCCAAAGAAGUAUAGGGACAUACAGAAAACGGCUCAACGGGUCUAUGAGCUAUAUACUUACAGAGGCCUUCCAAAUCUCCUUGUAGCCCAGAAUAUCACCCCUUACAUUUUAUUAAGGAUGUAUGAUCGAGAUUAUGCCCUACUAAUCCAAGAAGCCAAGACCCAAAAGCUCCAAGAAGAUAAAGAAUUAAUUCACCUAUAUGAAACUUUCGCAGGGGCUCAA
This is a messenger RNA of Dentiscutata heterogama, 1414 nucleotides long. The record is from the annotation of a GenBank genome assembly. Lineage: Eukaryota; Fungi; Glomeromycota; Glomeromycetes; Diversisporales; Gigasporaceae.